UUACUAAUAUUUAUUGGACGAAAAAACACAUCAAGACAAAGCUUAUCUCUGCGUUCGUCCCUGAACGAUUUCAUCAUCAAGUAUCUUUUUAUCCUGGUUUUCAACUUAGGAUUACUUCAGACUCCACUAAUAUUUUUCAGACGAAACAGAAUAGCGAUGUUAUCAAUGUUGUCAGCUUGUAUCCUAUUGGUUACUUCCAUAACCGUGUUCUCCAUGACGUCAGCAGCUACCAUUGCUUCCUCUUCUGGUUUCUGCAUGCAUGGAGCCAAACCAGUAUACCCUGGAGAGUCAGUAGCCCUUCAGGAUUGCCAAUACAAAUGCAAAUGUGUGGUCAAUGAAGGUUAUUCAUUCUUCAUGUGUGAACCUCUUUGCGAGAGGUACUAUGACCAGAUCACGUGUUCUGAUGGACAGGAAGCUGUCAUGGAACUUGAGGAGACAUCAGUUCCUGAAUGUAAAUGCCCUAAAUACGAAUGUCCACCGGAGAGAUUUUCCGUGUCUCACUUUAUAGAUUACGGAAUUGACGGGGAUGGGUUUUUUGAACCAGAAUUCUAUGAGGAAGGUGAAAGUCCUUACUAUGAAUGAACAGGUGUCAAUUCUUGAAAAAGCAUCACUAAUCCAGCAUUUAAGUUCUUCCGAGUGCGUAGAUAUCUGUACAUUACCUUUGGGACAGUUAAAAUGGACAUUGCCCAGCCAAUCAAGUAAACAUAAAGCUCAAUGUCAUGUCUUAGACAAAGCCGUCCUGAUUGAUGGCUUUUUCAAUUAAUUUCCCUUUGUCGUCAAUGUUGUUGUUCGUGAUAUUUUAAAAUACUAUAAAUAGAGAAUAAAGUCUAAUCUCUGCCGUGGACCGCAA
Pocillopora damicornis (cauliflower coral) is the source of this 850-nucleotide messenger RNA. RefSeq lists its product as uncharacterized. The record is from RefSeq and is a predicted model, not a curated record. NCBI's taxonomy places the organism in Eukaryota, Metazoa, Cnidaria, Anthozoa, Scleractinia, Pocilloporidae.